Aspergillus glaucus CBS 516.65 is the source of this 2490-nucleotide messenger RNA. RefSeq names its product fimbrin (gene sac6). NCBI's taxonomy places the organism in Eukaryota, Fungi, Ascomycota, Eurotiomycetes, Eurotiales, Aspergillaceae. The coding region runs from base 401 to 2332 and encodes 643 amino acids. The transcript has 5 exons. Gene Ontology annotation, molecular function: actin filament binding. Gene Ontology annotation, biological process: actin filament bundle assembly; actin filament network formation. Gene Ontology annotation, cellular component: cytoplasm; actin filament bundle; actin filament. The record is from RefSeq and is a predicted model, not a curated record.
AAUAGAUAUCUCAUGUUGCUUCAUACAGAAGUAGUUUUUUAUAUUCCUCGGUUUAUAUUUCCCAGUAUCAAAAUCUUGACCACCAGACUACUGAGCGGCUAUGUACUCCGUACUUCGUAUUCGUACUUACUCAAUACGUAUUACCAGAACCCGGGAACAAACAACCCCACUCUUGCUCCAUCUAUUCCGUCGUCACGGCUGCCUCCGUACACAGCGCUUCCCAUCCCAGGCAGUUAUUAUACAGCGCUCUUCGUCAUCCUACCACAGUUUUAUUUUUCUUCUGACCGCAGAUUUCUCUUGCUUGAGAUCAGGUUACCUUUCUCCUUUUGUCUGCCGCAUAUCGCGCCCAGAUUCGACAUUAGGCCAGUGACAACGUUUGGUUCUGAGAAAGAAAGGGAAAAUGAAUGUACUCAAACUUCAACGAAAGUAUCCACACUUUGAUCAAAGCGAAAUCUUCUCUUUUCAGGAUGCAUUUAGGAAGUUAGAUCCCGAUGAUAAAGGCUAUUUGGAUGAGGCUACUGUUAUCAAAGCUACCCAACAAUCUGAGCGACAACCAUAUGAUGUGGUGCGCCAAGCUCUAAAAGAGGUUGAGCUUGAUAGCUCACGUCGGGUAGAGCUUGAAGACUAUGUGGAUCUUAUCUCCAAACUCCGCUCAGUUUCGUUACAGAGCAAACCGUCUGGUCCUACUCACGCUGCCCAAGGAAACGGAGCAGGCCCGUCUAAGCACGUUUCCAAGGGUAGUGUUGGUGGUAGAAUUCAGGUCCAGGGUUCUUCCGCGAAUGUCACACAUACAAUCAACGAAGAUGAAAGAACCGAGUUCACAAGGCACAUUAAUGCCAUCCUUGCUGGCGAUCCAGAUAUUGGCCAUCUUUUGCCGUUCCCAACAGACACCUUCGAAAUGUUCGAUGAAUGCAAAGAUGGAUUGGUAUUGGCGAAGUUGAUCAACGAUAGCGUUCCCGACACUAUUGAUGAGCGUGUCCUGAACAAGGCCGGGAAAAAGAUCAAGCAACUUAAUGCUUUUCACAUGACUGAAAACAACAACAUCGUUAUCAACUCGGCCAAAGGUAUUGGUUGUUCAGUUGUGAACAUCGGAAGUGGCGAUAUCAUCGAGGUUCGCGAACACCUUAUUCUUGGCCUCAUUUGGCAAAUCAUCCGCCGGGGUCUCUUGGGCAAGAUCGACAUCAAACUCCAUCCAGAGUUGUAUAGACUGCUGGAAGAAGACGAGACCCUGGAACAAUUUUUACGUUUGCCUCCAGAGCAGAUACUGCUUCGUUGGUUCAAUUACCAUCUGAAAAAUGCCAAAUGGGAUAGAAGGGUGACGAACUUCUCCACCGACGUGAAGGAUGGCGAAAAUUACACUGUUCUCCUCAACCAACUGGCGCCUGAUCUUUGCUCGCGAGGGCCGCUCCAAGUUCAAGACCGGCUCCAACGGGCUGAGCAGGUUCUGACGAACGCUGACAAGUUAGGUUGCAGGAAGUUUUUGACUCCAACCUCGCUUGUUGCCGGGAAUCCAAAACUCAAUCUUGCAUUCGUUGCAAACUUGUUCAAUACCUGUCCAGGUCUUGAUCCGAUCACUGAAGAAGAAAAGCUUGAAGUUGAAGACUUUGAUGCUGAAGGUGAAAGAGAGGCCAGGGUUUUCACUCUCUGGUUAAAUUCUUUGGAUGUUCAGCCAGCUGUGAAUUCAUUGUUUGACGAUCUCCAGAACGGGACCGUCCUGCUGCAGGCAUACGAUAAAGUGAUUCCCGGCAGUGUCAACUGGAGGCAUGUGAAUAAGCCACCUGCGUCUGGCGGAGACAUGAUGCGAUUCAAAGCUGUCGAAAACACAAACUACGCUAUCGAACUUGGAAAGCAUAUUGGCUUCUCCCUUGUCGGCGUUCAGGGUGCCGAUAUUACCGAUGGCCAGCGAACACUGACUCUGGGACUGGUGUGGCAAUUGAUGCGAAAAGAUAUCACCAAUACACUUUCGUCCUUGGCGCAACGGAUGGGCAAACGUGAAAUUACAGACACGGAAAUGAUUCGGUGGGCAAACGACAUGUCUCGAAAGGGUGGCAAGGCAUCAACCAUCCGCAGUUUCAAGGAUAAGUCUAUUGGAUCUGGUCUCUUCUUGCUUGAUGUGCUGAGCGGCAUGAAGAGCAGUUAUGUUGAUUAUGAUCUCGUAACUCCGGGCCGGACUGAUGAGGAGGCAUAUGGAAAUGCUAAACUGAGCAUCAGCAUUGCAAGAAAGCUGGGUGCCACCAUCUGGCUGGUUCCUGAAGAUAUCUGUCAGGUCCGCUCUCGUCUGGUGACCACGUUCAUUGGUUCUCUGAUGGCUACCUACGAGAGCAUGCAAUGAAUGGGCACUGUUCAAUCGGGGUCUUUGAUACAUUUGACUGUUAUCAACUUUCAUUCUAGUAAAGUAUAAAGUAUUUGGUUCUUAGUGGUGAAAACUUGCUUCUUCAAUAUAAGGUGCUUUCUCCAAUUGUUACCCUUGGGUCUCAAAAAGUAGUGAGG